Cantharellus anzutake is the source of this 255-nucleotide messenger RNA. RefSeq lists its product as uncharacterized. The transcript is spliced from 2 exons. The coding region runs from base 1 to 255 and encodes 84 amino acids. The record is from RefSeq and is a predicted model, not a curated record. Lineage: Eukaryota; Fungi; Basidiomycota; Agaricomycetes; Cantharellales; Hydnaceae.
AUGGAAGCAAAGUUGCCAAAGAAGGUUGACAGGUGGGGCGGUGACGCGACCAAUUACGAAGCCCAAUUCAAUGAUCUCAAUCCCUCGAUUUUUGGUAACGGUAUCAUUGAGCUCAUCGACGUCGACCAGAGUCAGCCCACCAUUUCCCGAUUCCAGCUCGAUGCACACAACUACCCUGCCCCAUUGAAUUUUCCCAUGGGGGCAACUCUCGUUACCGAGGAUAACGAGGAAAACGUCAGUCCUUAUCCAUGGUAG